AGCUGAUUCACGACAGUUUCUCAAACAUACAUCCGCCUCACUUUACGGUAGUUUACAUCGCUUGCAGCCAGGCAUCCUUAAAAGGUGAUGCGUAUUGGACUUCCCUGUGCAGAGACGCUGCAAGGUGGAUCGGUAAAAGCUUGGAUUUUGACAGUCCUCGUGAGCGUGUUUAUGUUCCAGCUGCUGAGGACUGUUGGACUGAGGGCGUUCUCCAUGGCAUCAGAGACGUACACAUCGGGCACGCACUCCGCUGCCUUCGUCACCUGUCCCAAUGACACAGUGGCUAAAGACCUGGCCAGGGGCAUUGUGGAGAAGAAGCUGGCUGCCUGUGUCAACAUCGUUCCGGCGAUCACAUCUGUGUAUGAAUGGCAGGGGAAGAUUGAGGAAGACAGUGAGGUGCUGCUGAUGAUUAAAACAAGAAGUUCCAAAGUGCCGGCUCUUGCUGAAUAUGUUCGUUCGAACCAUCCUUACGAGGUGGCCGAAGUCAUCAGCAUGCCCAUCGACCAGGGGAACCCGCCUUACCUAAAGUGGAUUGGAGAUGUCGUCCCUGAAUAAGGACGGACUAAUGGAUGAGUGAAUGAGUUAAUGGAUGGAUGGAUGCAAAUGAAUCUAAACAAAUGUGAAAUUACUGUUCCCUAUUUGCGAAAUGAUAUCUGAUGCUUAGACACACUCUGAGCACCACUGUCCAAAUUUGUAAUGUUAUAACAAAGCUGUACAAGACAAGACAAGACAAGACAGUGCCCAUCAUGUGGAUUUUAAAAUAACACACAAACUGUUAUGUCCUCUAAUCCUGUUUUGCUUUGUCUCAGCAAUCAUUUGAAGCCUUUUAAGUGGGUGAUAUUUUUUUCUCCUCUAGUAUAUUUGACUCUAGAGGGCAGCAUUGUUCCUUUAUUUUCAAAAGUUAAAGAAGUGUAGAAUAAACCUGCUACAACUUGUGAGUUGCUUGAAUAAAGAGCAAAGAAGCA
Scomber scombrus (Atlantic mackerel) is the source of this 965-nucleotide messenger RNA. RefSeq names its product protein CutA homolog. The record is from RefSeq and is a predicted model, not a curated record. Gene Ontology annotation, biological process: response to metal ion. The transcript has 7 exons. Gene Ontology annotation, molecular function: copper ion binding. Bases 88 to 555 code for a protein of 155 amino acids. NCBI's taxonomy places the organism in Eukaryota, Metazoa, Chordata, Actinopteri, Scombriformes, Scombridae.